Messenger RNA from Saimiri boliviensis boliviensis (Bolivian squirrel monkey), 11698 nucleotides. It is a transcript of the gene CDK6, whose product is annotated as cyclin dependent kinase 6. Gene Ontology annotation, molecular function: cyclin-dependent protein serine/threonine kinase activity; ATP binding; cyclin binding. Gene Ontology annotation, cellular component: cytoplasm; cyclin-dependent protein kinase holoenzyme complex; nucleus. The record is from RefSeq and is a predicted model, not a curated record. Lineage: Eukaryota; Metazoa; Chordata; Mammalia; Primates; Cebidae. Gene Ontology annotation, biological process: regulation of gene expression; cell dedifferentiation; signal transduction.
CGCCGCUGUGCCCACCCCCUCGCCGGAGAGAGUACUAGUAACUCCUUCCCCAGAGUCUGAUUACCUGCUCCGCCUGGCCGUGGACACGUGCGCAGAGCCGACUGACACUCGCAGCCCCCUCGGGAGGCCGGACGCGACUGGGCCCCUCAGGUGCAAUGAUUCUGGACUGAGACACGCUUGGGCAGAUGCUAUGUAAUCGUCUCUGUCUGUGCUAAGGACUUCGCUUCGGAGAGGAAAGAGGAGGGAUCGGCUCGCGGCGGCGGCGACUCUGCAGGCGGAGUUUCGCAGCGGCGGCACCAGGGUUGCGCCAGCCCCGCAAGGAGGUCGCUCCAACCAGCCUCCACAGCCUCGAGAGCCCCAGAGUCCAAGCGCCUGAGCCGGCAGGAGGCAAAGAAAGCGAGACCGAGCUCCGGGGAACCCCGGAGGAGGCGAGCAGCGGCCGCCAGCUAGUUGAGCGCACCCCCAACCCGUCCCAGCAGCGACGCGCCCGGCGGCGUCCAGGCGGCAUGGAGAAGGACGGCCUGAGCCGCGCGGACCAGCAGUACGAAUGCGUGGCGGAGAUCGGGGAGGGCGCCUAUGGAAAGGUGUUCAAGGCCCGAGACUUGAAGAACGGAGGCCGUUUCGUGGCGUUGAAGCGCGUGCGGGUGCAGACCGGCGAGGAGGGCAUGCCUCUCUCCACCAUCCGCGAGGUGGCAGUGCUGAGGCACCUGGAGACCUUCGAGCACCCCAACGUGGUCAGGUUGUUUGAUGUGUGCACAGUGUCACGAACUGACAGAGAAACCAAACUAACUUUAGUGUUUGAACAUGUCGAUCAAGACUUGACCACUUACUUGGAUAAAGUUCCAGAGCCUGGAGUGCCCACUGAAACUAUAAAGGAUAUGAUGUUUCAGCUUCUCCGAGGUCUGGACUUUCUUCAUUCACACCGAGUAGUGCAUCGUGAUCUAAAACCACAAAACAUUCUGGUGACCAGCAACGGACAAAUAAAACUCGCUGACUUCGGCCUUGCCCGCAUCUACAGUUUCCAGAUGGCUCUAACUUCAGUGGUCGUCACGCUGUGGUACAGAGCGCCCGAAGUCUUGCUCCAGUCCAGCUACGCCACCCCCGUGGAUCUCUGGAGUGUUGGCUGCAUAUUUGCAGAAAUGUUUCGUAGAAAGCCUCUUUUUCGUGGAAGUUCAGAUGUCGAUCAACUAGGAAAAAUCUUGGACGUAAUUGGACUCCCAGGAGAAGAAGACUGGCCUAGAGAUGUUGCCCUUCCCAGGCAGGCUUUUCAUGCAAAAUCUGCCCAACCAAUUGAGAAGUUUGUGACAGAUAUCGAUGAACUAGGCAAAGACCUACUUCUGAAGUGUUUGACAUUUAACCCAGCCAAAAGAAUAUCUGCCUACAGCGCCCUGUCUCACCCAUACUUCCAGGACCUGGAGAGGUGCAGAGAAAGCCUGGAUUCCCACCUGCCUCCCAGCCAGAACACCUCGGAGAUGAAUACAGCCUGAGGUUUCAGCAGCUGCCUUAAGCUGAUCCUGCAGAGAACACCCUUGGUGGCUUCUGGGUCCCCCUGAGCAAGCCCUACAGAGCUGUGGAGAAUUGCUGUCUGGAGGCCUUCCAGCUGCUGUCUUCUGGACAGGCUCUGCUUCUCCAAGGAAACCGCCUAGUUUACUAUUUUGAAAUCAAUGCAAGAGUGAUUGCAGCUUUAUGUUCAUUUGUUUGUUUGUUUGUCUGUUUGUUUCAAGAACCUGGAAAAAUUCCAGAAGAGAAGCUGCUGACCAAUUGUGCUGCCAUUUCAUUUUUCUAACCUUGAAUGCUGCCAGUGUGGAGUGGGUAAUCCAGGCACAGCUGAGUUAUGAUGUAAUCUCUCUGCAGCUGCCGGGCCUGAUUUGGUACUUUUGAGUGUGUGUGUGCAUAUGUGUGUGUGAGAGAGAGAGAUUCUGUGAUCUCUUAAAGUGUUACUUUCUAUAAACAACAAGAAUAAUUGAAUUUUAAAGACUCAAGGUGACCGGUAAAUAACAGUCAUUUGUUCACUGAAGGUGAUUCACCAAAAUGGUGUUCUCAGAUCAGAAAGUAAAGCCCUUGUCCUCAGCAUUUCUUUUCUGGCCAAAAGCAGUAAAUUUGCUAGCAGUAAAAGAUGAAGUUUUAUAUACACAGCAAAAAGGAUAAAAAAUUCUAGUAUAUUUUAAGAGAUGUGCAUGCAUUCUAUUUAGUCUUCAAAAUGCUGAAUUUACUUAUUUUAAGUCUGUUUUAACCUUCUAUAUGAUAAUCGUGCUUCAAUAUUUCUUUUGGAAAAUACCCUAUAAGCUUUUUAUUACUUGCUAUAGAUUUAGGGAGUGUACCUCAGAUAGGUUUUAAAAAAUAGCCUAUAUUUCCUAGUUUGAAAUUCCUUUAUUUCCUUUACCUUUUUUUUUUUUUUUCCUUUUUUUUUUUUUUCUCAGUCGUGGUUGUUGUUGUUGUUAUUUGGUUUUUGUUUUUAGGAAUGUGUCAGAUAUUGUUUCCUGUUUUGGUUUGGAGAGUAGUUCUCACUCUAACUAGAGACAGGAGUGACCUUUACAUUCUCCUCAUCUAUUACACUGUACUUUCUGCCACACACUGCCUUGAUAGCAAAGUAUCCAUCCUGUCUAUCUCCCAGCACUUCUGAAAUAUAUUGCUACCACUGUAUAACCAGUAACAGAUUGCUUAAGCUGUCUCCAUGCACCACCUGUUAGCUUGCUUUCAAUGAACCUUCCAUAAGUUCACAGUCUCAGAUUAUGGUUUAUGGCCUCAAUUCUGCAAACCUAACAGGGUCCCAUAUGUUCUCACUCUAAUGCAGUCCUUCUAGCUGGUGUUCACUUUUGUUACCUAAACAAUGAGUAGGAUCUUGUUUUAUUUUAUCACCAGCACAUAAAUUGCUAUAAACUCUUACUUUGUGUUUUAUAUUUUUAUAGAAGAUAUUGUCAGUGUCUUUAUCUGAGGGUAUGUCUUUAGCCAUGUUUCAGGGGUAUGUUACUCUAAUCAAAUGAUCUUUCUCCAUCCCCCAGGCUGUGCUUGUUUCUAGUGCCUUGUGCUCACUCCUGCUCUCUACAGAGCCAGCCUGGCCUGGGCAUUGUAAACAGCUUUUCCUCCUUCUCCUACUGUUUUCUCUACAGUCCUUUAUAUUUCACACCAUCUCUGCCUUAUAAGUGGUUUAGUGCUCAGUUGGCUCUAGUAACCAGAAGACAUAGAAAGUAUCUUUUGGGAAAUUUAGCCACCUGUGCUUUCUGACUCAAGUUCAGAGUGCAUGCAACAGUUAGAUCAUGUUUAGAAUUAGGAUUUUCCAAGAAUGGUUGUUGCGACACUCAGAAAAUAAUUCAGAUGAUAUUUAUGCAUUAUCAAGUUGUACUGAAUACUUUGCAGCUUAAUAUGUUAUAUGACUAUCUUGACAAGAGAAAAAACUAGAUGUUUCUCCUGAAGAGCUUUUGGGGUUGGGAACUAUUCUUUUUUAAUUGCUGUAUUGUUUAACAUUGUUCUAAUUCAGUAGCUUAAGGAACAGGAAAUUGUUUUCUAAAGGAAGAUAAUAAAGAAGAUGGGCCAUACACAUGUUUUCUACUUCCAUUGUGACAACACUGGUUACAUGUUGUCAGCAUUAUAAAUGCUUGAGACAUAAUAAAUCCACAGCAUUCAAGGUCAGGUCUACUCGAAGUCUCACAUGGAAAAGUGAAUUCUGCCUUUCCUUUGAUUGAGGGUCAGAAUACAAAGACAGUUUUGCUGGGGCCUAGAAAUUGAAUUUUAAAACUCACUGCACUGAUUCAUCCUGAGCUUUUUGGUUAGUAUUCAUGGCUAGAGUGAACAUAGCUUUAGUUUUUGCUGUUGUAAAAAUGUUUUCAUAAGUUCACUCAAGAAAAAUGCAGCUGUUCUGAACUGGAAUUUUUCAGCAUUCUUUAGAAUUUUAAAUGAGUAGAGAGCUCAACUUUUAUUUCUAGCAUCUGCUUUUGUCUCAUUUCUAGGCAGUGCUUGUAAAGAAAAAUUAAAGCACCAACAUUCUGGCAUUCAAUUGUUGGUAAAUUAUCUUCUGAUGACACAGGAUGAAAGGGCAUCUCUCAGCCUGUCCGAACUUUGUAAAAAUCUGUCCCCAGCUCUUGCAUCAUUGUAGUUAUUGCAUUUGAGUGAAUAUCCUCUUGACUUAGGUAUUUUAUGUCCAGAUUCACCAUUUCUGAAAUCCAAAUCCAACACAAAUUGCCAUUAGGGCAUUUUGAAGCAGAUAGUAGAGUAAGAACUUAGUGACUACAGCUUAUUCUUCUGUAAUAUAUGGUUUUAAACAUCUUUGCCAAAAGCUAGGCAGCGGUUAAUUGAAACGGGCAUACUGCCCCAAGGUUACACUGAAGCAGCUCAUAACAAGUAAAAAUAUUGUGACAGAUUUGAAAUCAUGUUUGAAUUUCACAGUAGGACCAGAACAAGGAUGUGCCUGCUAGUUUCUGUUUGAUGUUAGAGUUCUGGUGGCCCAGACAUUUUGGGAACUGUUGCACAGGGUGGAGUCAAAACAACCUACAUAUAAAAAGGAAAACAGAGAAAUCUGUCCGUUUAGCUUUCAUAAGAAAUCCCACGGCAAAGAGUAAUAAAAAGGACCUAAUCUUAAAAACACAGUUUCCAAGCAUAAGAACCCAAUGGGUUGGAGCCUCCCACUUUGUCCCUUCUUUGAAGUGGAUGGGAACUCAAGGUGCAAAGAAUCUGUUUUGGAAGAAAGCUUGGGGCCAUUUCGGCCCCCUCUAUUCUCAUGAUUUUCUCUUAGGAAGCACACACUGUGAAUGUUAAUUUAGCCCCAGGUGACUUACUAAAAAUAGUUCAAAAUUAUUCACCUAAGAAUAGAAUCUCAACAUGAAAGCUUUAGAAUGCAUAAGAUGUUCCUAUCUCAAAGAAAGCAUGUUUCUCUUCCAUAGAGAAAUUUAUAGUUUGACUCCAGAAUGUGGUACUAUCCAUCUUGAUGAGAAAACUCUUAAAUAGUACCGAACAUUUUGAAUUUUAAAUUAUGCAUUUAAAGUGAGUGUUUAAGAAACUGUAGCUGCUUCCUUUAAAAGUGGUGCCUAUUAAAGUCAGUAAUGGCAAUUAUUGUUCCAUUGUGGAAAUUAAAUUACAUAAGCUUCCUAAUAUCAUAAACAUAUUAAAAUUCUGUGUUAGACAAUUUCACUAUUCUUAUGAUAAGCACAUGAGAGUGUCUCACAUUUUCCAAAAGCAGGCUUUUAUUGCAUAAUUGGGUCUAGGAAAAAAUAAUGUUAAAAGUUAACAUGCCACCAUAAUUACUUAAUUAUGUUAGUAUAGAAACUGCAGAAUAUUUACCUUGGAAAGAAAAUAUUGGAAUAUUAUUAUAAACUCUUAGAUAUUUAUAUAAUUCAAAAGAAUGCAUGUUUCACAUUGUGACAGAAAAAGGUAUACGAUUUCUAAGGCUUUAAAAAUUAUAAAACAGUGGGCAAUAAAUAAAGGAAAUUCUGGAGAAAAUGAAAGUAUUUAAAGGGUAGUUUCAAAGUUAUAUAGAUUUUGAGGGAUAUAUUCUUUAUGAACAAAUUCUUAUGAAAAAUUCUUUAUAAAAAAAGUAUAAGAAUUUAUACUAAGGUCAUCUGGCAACUGUGGGAUUAAUAUGGUCAAAAACAAAUUUUAUGAAGAAACUGUUCCAAGCAAAACGAAAUCAUCUGUACUUUUUUUCUCAUUUCAAGGGAAGAGGCAGCCACAUCAAGCAGUACUUCUUACACAUGCCUAAGAAUGUUCAUUGAAAAAAUAAAAAUAAAUUUUUCAAAGGCAUGUGUUUCCUAUGCCACCAAUACUUUUGAAAAAUAGUGAACAUUACUACCCAAAACCAUUUAUCAUGUCCAUUAAGUACAUUUGGGUAUAUAAUUAGGAAGAUAUUUACAUGUUCCUUCUCCACAGUGGAAAAACUUAUUGAGGCUACCAAAGCCUGCCAAGAAAUUAAGUCCUCAGAAUAAUUAUAAAUGCCGUUUUCCUCAAAAGCAUGAGAAACUAGCAUUUUCAUUUCUUACUGACUUCCUUUCUAUAUCAAUGCAAUUCACAACCCAAUUUUAAUACAUAACUAUAUCUCAAGCAUUUCUAUCUCGUACUUUUUCAGAAAAUAAACCAAAAAUAGUCCUUUGGCCUCUCUCUCUUCUGACCUUUGUAAGCAACAGAAAUGUAGAAACAGAAGGGAUCCAAUUUGUGAAUGUUUUUUCUCGACUAGUCUUUCUGGGGAUUUUUGUUUAUUUUCUUAAUGAAGUACCAAUCAGAUCUUCAAAAUGCUUUCUAUUUCUUAGCAUUCCCAGGAAGUUAUAACAUUUAGAUAAAUGAGUAGAAGUGGAUUUCCUUCAACAUAUUGUUACCUUGUCUAGCCUUAGGAAGAAAAGAAGAACCACCUGAAAAUAAAUACAGGCUCUUUUCGAGCAUCUAUUGAAAUAUUAUUACAGUAAUUUGAAGUUAAUAUGGUAGGAAAAGAAGGUGGCUUUCUUGGCAAAAGUCUUUCUAAAAAUUUACACUGUCCUAAGAGAUGAGCUUUCUUGUUUUAUUCCAGUAUAUUCCACAAGAUGCCACUUUUAGAGAAAAACAAAUUCGAUGAAUACUAAAGAGUUACUUCUAAAAGAGAUUUCAUUCUAACUUUAUUUUUCUGCACAUAUUUAACUGUUUCCUAGCAUUUGUUUUUUUGGGGUGAUUACUAGUCUUUAUAAUGUUCUGUAACUUCAUUAUUUUACUUGUUAUCUAGGUUCUGAACAGUUGUCUGCAAAUGAAUUGUGCUUAAGGAUGGAUAAUACACUCAUUUUGACCAUUUAAGUAAAGAAAGCAUAGUCAUGUCAUUUAGUCAAGAAACAUUUUUUGAGGUACCUAAUUACCUUACUUUUCUAAAGUAAAAUAGGCUUUCUUACUAAAAAGGCAGCCCUCAUCUGUGAACAGGAUAGUUUCAUUAGAAGUAUAAAACUCCUUUGGUGGCCCCAGUUAUAACAUACAUACCCUCUCUGCUGCUUUCACAUUCACUAGCAUGGUGGCCUUUCAACACUGAUUAAAGUUUAAAAUCCUAAUUUAAAGAUCAGGUGAGCAAAAUAAAUAACACAUCAGUAAUUCGGUAAACAAAACUUUUGUCUGAAGAAUUGGUAUAUUGAAACAGAGCCCUAAAAUACCAAAAGACCUUGUGAUUUUUUUACGUUUGUGUAAUCACAAAUGUAAAUUCAUAAGUAACUCUAAUUUUUUAAAAAAAAUCUAAAUAUGAGCAUAACAUAGGAGUGUGUCUACUUAUGUAUUUUCUUCACUUUUGAAGUUUUUUGGCAACUUUAUACAGAGAUUUGUUUAAAUUCACAAGUUUACUUAAGUACUCCUUAUCCCCCAAAUGAUUAAUUUUAGGAGUCACCUUCCUCACAACAGUGUCACUUGAAAUUUAGUAGGGACGGACGUUGCAGUGUUUUUCAGUUUCCUUAGCACAGCACCACAGAAAGCAGAUUAUUCCUUCUGAGUGGCAGACACUCGACGGUGCGUGCCCAACUUUCCUCCAGAGUGGCAAGCAGAUGAGUCUCAGUAAUUCAUACUGAACCAAAGUGCCACAUACACUAGAGGCAGUCAGAAGACCACAGAGAAAUCCCCCCGCCUCAUUUGCUCCUCUGCUCCCAAGAACUAGAGUCCAGUUAAAGCCCCCAUGUGAAAGGCCGAAUUUCACCCCCGGGUUUGUUAUCAGUGGCCAGUCUUAACUCUAUUUGCUCGUGUUCAAAACUUGACUCCCACUUGAAAGCCUUCCGGGUGCGCUGCCUCGUGGCCCUGCCCCUUCGGCAGGAGUGGCAGUGGGCGUGGCCGGCUGGGGCCCCGCCUCCCGCUCACCUACUGGUGUCUGAAAUGAUGUGCGGCUCUGCGGGCUGCUGUCCGAGGUCAGAGUGCCCUGCUGCUGUCUCAGAGGCACCUGUUCUGCAAAUCUUAGGAAGAAAAAUGUCCCUAGAAGCAAACGGGUGUCUUCUGUGCAUGUACAACACAAUUCUCCGAAAGUUCGGGUAAAAAGAGAUGCUGUAGCAGCUGCUGUGUGCGAAGCUGUCUACCCCGCAUCUCUCAGGCGCUAAGCUCAGUUUUUGUGUUUUGUUUUUGUUUUUGUUUUUUUAAGAAAAGAUGUAUACUUGCAGGAAAGAUUUUUUUUUUAUUUUUUUAUUUUCCAUCAUUCUACAUAUGUGAUAGUGAAAGAUAUGCCUGGAAAAGUUUUUUUUUUUUUUUUCUUUUUGAAAAGGUGUUUAUUUUCUGCUUUGUCUUCAGUUGGCAAAAGCUCCUAAUUCUUUAGCUAUCAGUUUCUUUUCUUUUCUUUGUCAGGUAAUUAAAGGUAUGUAAACAUUAUCUCAUGUAGCAGGGGAUUUUCAUGUUGAGAGGAAUCUUCUGUGUGGCUUUGGUCACACAACACUUUCUCAAUUUUAGGAGUUUGGAUUGUCAAAUGUAGGUUUUUCUCAAAGGGGACAUGUAACUGUACAGACUGACUGCCAAGAACUAUGACUAUAGCACUAAUCAGCAAACGUCGAGCCACACAGCUAUUUAAUUUCUAACUCUCUGUGGUUCCUAGCCAAAUUCCGUUGAUGUGCUUAGGUUAAAGUUCUGAAGAUACCCGUUGUACCCUUACUUGAAAGUUUCUAAUUUUAAGUUUUAUGAAAUGCAAUAAUAUGUAUCAGCUAGCAAUAUUUCUGUGAUCACCAGCAACUCUCAGUUUGACUUUAAAGUCUGAAUAAUGAAACAGAUUCCAGCGGUAGUGCAUUUCUUGAAUCUCCGAGUGCAUGGUAUAUCUUUUCAUUCUGAUCUUGUAUUCGCAACAAUAUAUACAUGUAUCUCAUAGCUCCUUUUUAUUCAUUUGUUUUCCUAUUAACCUGUAGUAAAUAUAUUAGUUAGUACAUGGAACUUAUAGCAUCAGCUACCCCCAGGAACAGCACCUCACAGGUGGAGAAUAUUUUUCAAGUUGUUCUACAUUUGCAUAAAUUAUUUCUAUUAUUAUUCAUGUAUAUUAUUUAUUUCUGAAUCACACUAGUCCUGUGAAAGUACAACUGAAGGCAGAAAGUGUUAGAACUUGCAUUUAACGUUCAUUGUCAUGGUCUUGAUGGAGCUAAGAAAGUAAAAAUUAGACUAAGCCCCCAAAUAAGCUGCAUGCAUUUUUAACAUUAUUAGUAGGUUUGAAUCUAUAGAUGUAGUAUUUUGGGUAUCUAGAUGUUUUAUCAUUAAGUAAAGGAAUUAAAGUACUUUGUAGUUGUUUUUAUUAAGUAUGCAUAUAAUAGAUUGUGAAAAUACAGCAAAAAUAAAAACUAAAGGUAGAAAAGCAUUUCAGAUAUGUCUUAAUUUAGGAACUGUGCCAGGUGGCUCUCGGAGUACAUGCCAGGCAGAGAGUGGUGCCUAGGUGGUGCCUCCUCUUGUCCGGCCUCAUGAAGAAGCUUCCUUCACGUGAUUUGUGCCCUCGUAGGUGUCAUGUGCAGUAGUGGGAACAGGCAAUACUGUUGAGAGGAGAGCAGUGUGAGAGUUUUUCUGUAGAAGCAGAACUGUCAGCUUGUGCCUUGAGGCUUCCAGAACGUGUCAGAUGGAGAAGUCCAAGUUUCCAUGCUUCAGGCAACUUGGCUGUAUACAGAAGCAAUCCAGCCCGGUAAUAAAAAGCAAGGAUUGCCUGUAUAAUAACCGACAAAGUUAUUAUAGCAACCAACAAUUCCCAACGCCUCAAAAGCUUGUUGCAUUUUUUUGGGUAUUUGAGGUUUUGAUCUGAAGGUUAAAGGGCAAGUGUUUGGUAUAGAAAAGCAGUAUGUGUUAAGAAAAGAACAAUAUUGGUUCCCGUAGAGUGCAAAUUAGAACUAGAGAGUUUUAUAGGAUUGUCAUUGUAAGAUGUGUUAAAGUAGGUUUUCACUGUAAAAUGUGUUAGUGUUUCUGCAUUGCCAUAGGGCCUGGUUAAAGCUUUCUACUAGGUUUCAGAAACCUUACUGUGUCAUAUACAGUAAGCUUUUUUCCUUCUGACUUAUGAUAGAAAGUGUUUUGAAAGUAAAAAAAAAAAAAAAAAAAAAAAAAAAAAUUCUUAAUUUGGAAAUUUUGACUUGUUAAUUGCUGUGUUUGAAAUCACAGUUCUAGAAAUGUAGAAAUUAUGUGUAUCAGAUACUAAUCUAGGCCGUGUGAACCAGCCCAAGAUGACCAACAUCCCCACACCUCUGCAUCCCUGUCCCCUGCAUCUCUUCCUCUCUACCACUAAAGUGCUCCCUGCCACCAUCCUGGCCUGUCCACAUGGUGCUCUCCAUCCUCCUCCACACCAGGGACCACAGCUGUGCCUGGCUAGGCCUGGCCACCACUCCUAACUUGACCUCUGGCUAGCCAGGUUCAUCAAGAGAUGGUUCCUGAUGCUGGGCACAGACUUUGCUCAUGGCACCCAUUAGAAAUGCCUCUAGCAUCUUUGUAUGCAUCUUGAUUUUUAAACCAAGUCAUUGUACAGAGCAUUCAGUUUUGGCUGUGGUACCAAGAGAAAAACUAAACAAAAAUAUACACCACAUUCCAGGCUGCUGUUUUCUCUCCACCUACAGGCCAUACUUUUACUGUAUUUCUUCAUACUUGAAACUCAUUCUGCUAUUUUCAUAUCAGGGUACAGACUUAUAAGGGUGCAUGUUCCUUAAAGGUGCAUAAUUAUUCUUAUUCCGUUUGCUUAUAUUGCUACAGAAGGCUCUGUUUUGGUGCUUUGAGUUCUGCAGACCCAAGAAGCAGUAUGGAAAUUCACUGCCUGGAACACAGUCUUUUAAGAAUGUUGGCAGGUGACUUGGCAUCAGAUGUUGCUUCUUCUCUUUUAUUUGUACACAAGAUUGAGAUUUACCACACUGGCCUGUCAGGUCCACCCUGUGGGUACAGCACAGCUCUCUGAAAGCAAGGAUCCUCCUACCUAUUCUAACAUUUUUGCCCUCUAAGAAAAAUGGCCUCAGGUAUAGACAUAGCAAGAGGGGAAGGGCUUUCUCACUCUAGCAACCAUCCCUCCAUUCCGCACAGAAAGCCCUCUUGAAGCAAAAGAAUAAGAAAGAAAGAAAGCUUAUCUCUAAGGCUACUGUCUUUAGAGUGCUCUGAGCUAAGUGUUCUUGCUCCCUUCCCAAGAGGCCAAUGAAAAUAUAGGCCAGUUUAUCUAGACCCUUCUCAUCUGAGGGGGAGAAUAGAAAAGAAGGUAAAUAUGUAACGUAAAAUAUGUCAGUCAAGGACCACCAAAACUUUUGUUACAUACCCUAUCAUUAAAAAUGUGUUUUUAAAAGUAGCUCAAGUAAGGGAUGCUUUAUGACCCUGGGUUUCUGAAGUCAGAUAGCCAUUCUUGCCUGCCCCUUACUCUGAUUUAUUGGGAGAGGGAGAACUGCAGUAGUGAUUCUGUUGCAGUGGCAAAGGUAACAUGUCAGAAAAUUCAGAGGGCUGCAUACCAAUAAUCCUUUGGAAACUGGAUGUCUUACUGGGUGCUAGAAUGCAAAUUUAGGUAUUUAUUGUCAGAUGGUAAAAUCCAUUGUUUUUUUCAAAAAUUGGUGUUGAAAUAUCAUUAUCCAAUGUGUUCACUUAUGUGAAAGUUAAAUUGAAUGAAGCAAAAAGAGAAAAUAGUUUGUAUUUUGUCAUGCCUUUUGUAAUUCUUACAAUAAAAAUAUUGGUAGCAAAUAAAAAUAAUAAAUAAUUUUAAACUGCUUUCUGGAGAUGAAUUACUCUCCUGGCUAUUUCCUUUUUCACUUGAAUGUAAAGUGAGUAUAACUGUAGUGAGUAACAGUUCACUAAAUUGCAAGUUUUAACAGAA